Molecule: messenger RNA, 1314 nt
Organism: Galeopterus variegatus (Sunda flying lemur)
Lineage: Eukaryota; Metazoa; Chordata; Mammalia; Dermoptera; Cynocephalidae
Gene: HIBCH
Product: 3-hydroxyisobutyryl-CoA hydrolase
Exons: 12
Biological process (GO): L-valine catabolic process
Cellular component (GO): mitochondrion
Molecular function (GO): 3-hydroxyisobutyryl-CoA hydrolase activity
Source: RefSeq, a predicted model, not a curated record
AGAAUGUCCAAGCACACAGAUGCAACAGGAGACGUACUGUUGGAAAGAAAAGGUUGUGCAGGAGUGAUUACACUGAACAGACCAAAGUUACUAAAUGCACUGACUCUUAAUAUGAUUAGGCAGAUUUAUUCAGAGCUAAAGAAGUGGGAACAAGAUCCUGAAACAUUCUUGAUCAUUAUAAAGGGAGCUGGAGGAAAGGCUUUCUGUGCUGGGGGUGAUGUCAGAGCGAUCUCAGAAGCUGUAAAGGCAAAACAGAAGAUAGCUCAAGAUUUCUUCAGAGAAGAAUAUAUGCUGAACAGUGCCAUUGGGUCUUGCCAGAAACCGUAUGUUGCACUUAUUCAUGGAAUUACAAUGGGUGGGGGAGUUGGUCUCUCAAUUCAUGGACAAUUCCGAGUGGCUACUGAAACGUCUCUUUUUGCAAUGCCAGAAACAAGAAUAGGACUAUUCCCUGAUGUGGGUGGAGGUUAUUUCUUACCAAGACUUCAAGGAAAACUUGGUUACUUCCUUGCAUUAACAGGAUUCAGACUAAAAGGAAGAGAUGUGUACAGAGCAGGAAUUGCUACACACUUUAUAGAUUCUGAAAAGUUGGGCAUGUUAGAAGAAGAUCUAUUUGCCUUGAAAUCUCCUUCAAAAGAAAAUAUUGCAGAUGUCUUAGAUGCUUACCAUACAGAGUCCAAGAUUGAUCAAGACAAGUCUUUUAUACUUGAGGAACACAUGGAGAAAAUAAACAGCUGUUUUUCAGCCAAUACUAUGGAACAGAUUAUUGAAAAUUUACGGCAAGAUGGUUCCUCUUUUGCUCUAGAGCAGUUGAAGGUAAUUAAUAAAAUGUCUCCAACAUCCCUAAAGAUCACACUAAGGCAGCUAAUGGAGGGGUCUUCAAAGACCUUGCAAGAAGUAUUAACUAUGGAAUAUCGGCUAAGUCAAGCUUGUGUGGGAGGUCAUGACUUUCAUGAAGGUGUUAGAGCUGUUUUAAUUGAUAAAGACCAGAGUCCAAAUUGGAAACCAGCUGAUCUAAAAGAAGUUACUGAUGAAGAUUUGAAUGAUCACUUUAAAUCUCUGGGAAGCAAUGAUUUGAAAUUUUGAGGUGACUUGGCCUUUUAAGGUAUAUUCUGGAGCAAGAGUUGGAAAACUACAGCAGGUAGGCCAAAUCUGGCCUACUGUCUGUUUUAAUACAGCCUGCAAGCUAAGAAUGGUUUCUGUAUUUUUAACUGGUUGGGAGAAGAAAUCAAGACUAAUAUUUCUUGACAUGAAAGUUAUAUGAAUUGAAAUAUCAAUGUCCAUAAAUAAAUAAAGCUUUAUUGGAAAAUAGCUAUA